Molecule: messenger RNA, 783 nt
Organism: Pollicipes pollicipes
Lineage: Eukaryota; Metazoa; Arthropoda; Thecostraca; Pollicipedomorpha; Pollicipedidae
Exons: 6
Coding region: 118-783 (221 amino acids)
Source: RefSeq, a predicted model, not a curated record
GCGGCCUGGGCAUGGACCUGGGCUCGCUGAUGGGGCCGCCGGCCGACCAGCUGCUGCCCGACAUCGCCACGCAGCUGUUCGACGACGUGGCCGGCCAGGAGACGCUGCCGGACGGCGAUGGCUUCCGGUCGUGCCCCCGACACUGCCGAGAGCCAGCCGCUCUUCGGCGCCGUCACCUCCGGCGACAUGGACCUGACCGACAUGUCCUUCAACGAGUUCUUCAGCUUCACCGAUGACGUCGGCGAGACGCUGGACCGCGAGAUGCACCACUCGCUGUUCGGCGACAGCGGCCUGGGCAUGGACCUGGGCUCGCUGAUGGGGCCGCCGGCCGACCAGCUGCUGCCCGACAUCGCCACGCAGCUGUUCGACGACGUGGCCGGCCAGGAGACGCUGCCGGACGGCGGUCGCUGCGAGGUGCUGGUGAAGCACGUGCGCCGCUCGUCGCAGUCCGCCGUCCCCGACCCGCUGCCGCCCGUUGUCGAGGGGGGCUCUCCGCUGCGCCAGGCGCUCUGGGACCACAGCUACUGCUCGCGCGGCAACUCCGGCGCCUCGUCGCCGGCGCCCGAGGCCGAGCUGGUGUGCAAGGUGCCGAGCUACCUAGAGCAGUGCGCGCCGAACUCGCCACCGGCGCUGCUGCAGAAGGUGCCGCCGUACGUGCAGGGCGUGCCGCCGGCGUCCGCCGCCGGCGGCGCGCCGUUCCGCAAGAAGCUCAGUCUGAGCGACAGCCCGCCCAGGGGCUAUCGGCUGGACGCGCUGUCGUCGCGGCGCGAGUCGGACCGGUGA